AUGGAGAAGACCAACCAAGCCACCAAGACGCUCCGCACCCGAACCUCAUCCGUCCAGCUCGUCCUCAACCAUGUCACCCACACCCCAGCCGACCACCGCUUCGCCGCCAACAACUUCGAUCACACCACCAACCUCUCACCAAUCACCGGCUCGCCCACCCUGUCGGAACAGCCCAAAUCGCAGCCGAAAACCACCAAACCAAUACCCCACUGGGAGCAAGUCAGUCAAGGCUUCUGGCAUGACUUGAAAACGAUGAGAUGGAUGCGCCAUCCAGGCACCUCCUUCCGUAUGAUCCUCAUCAUCCUUCUUCCCUGGGCCAUCCUCGAACAACUCAGCUUCCUCGGCUGGCUCGACUCAAACCCAUUAUCUCCCUUCGUCUUGAUCUCCUACCCACUACCACUCCAGGCCGACGAAAGCUACCAUCGGUACGGGAAAGGAGUCAAGGAUUUCCUCUUCCUGGCCUUCUACAUCAUAGUCUUCUCAUGCAUCCGCCAAACCGUCACCGAAUAUCUCAUCAGGCCCUACGCUAGGUACCUCGGCCUCAGAGGUACCAAACAGCACAGGUUUGUCGAUCAAGGCUAUGCGGUCUUUUACUGGGGCUCGGCAACGAUCAUCGGAAUGCGUGUCAUGGCCAGUCAGCCUACGUGGUGGUACAACACGGCCGAGUUUUGGAAAGGAUAUCCUCAUUGGAGGAUGGAGCCCACGACCAAAGUUUACUAUCUGUUACAGUUCUCCUACUGGCUACAACAGAUGCUCAUCGCGUCCCUCAGGAUAGAGAAACCCCGGAGUGAUUUCGUCGAACUGAUCAUUCAUCAUUUGGUAACCUUAUGGCUUGUUGGAUGGUCUUAUGUCACAAAUCUCACGAUGAUUGGCACGACUAUCUUCGUCUCUAUGGACAUCUCCGAUACUUUUCUCGGACUAUCCAAGUGCAUCAAUUACACGAAAUACCAGCGUACGUCGGAAGUGAGCUUUGCGAUCUUCUUGUGUAUUUGGACGUAUUUUCGACAUUGGCAGAAUCUGCGGAUCUUAUACUCGGUGUAUUCGGAGUACCAGACGAUGGUGCCGGAGUUUGCCAAGCGAUGGUCGCCUUCGAAUGAGGUGUAUCUGACUGGAUGGAUGAGAUGGCAGAUCUUUGCGCCGAUCAUGCUACUACAGAUCCUGAAUUUGUUUUGGUAUUUCUUGAUCUGGCGAAUUGUUUAUAGGAUGAUUGUGGGGAAUCCGCUGGCAGAUGUUAGGGAGGAGGGCGAAACAGACGAAGAAGAAGAAGAUGACUCGGCAGCCAAAAAGAAGAAGCAAUAG
Messenger RNA from Puccinia triticina, 1299 nucleotides. RefSeq lists its product as uncharacterized. Gene Ontology annotation, cellular component: membrane. Gene Ontology annotation, biological process: ceramide biosynthetic process. Gene Ontology annotation, molecular function: sphingosine N-acyltransferase activity. Bases 1 to 1299 code for a protein of 432 amino acids. The transcript is spliced from 9 exons. NCBI's taxonomy places the organism in Eukaryota, Fungi, Basidiomycota, Pucciniomycetes, Pucciniales, Pucciniaceae. The record is from RefSeq and is a predicted model, not a curated record.